UAGCCGUUAAAUUUGCCUAAACUUAAAAAAAAUAACGUUAAAUAAAUGGAUACCAUUUCUGCUAGCACAGCCAGCAAUGGACGUCGCGCAACCCUCAAGCGUACUACGCGCCGUAUUAGAAAACGAUCCCUCGCGAGCCGUGCCCAGAUUUCUACAUUAGCACUAUCGUUGUCGACAACCCCAAGGAAAGCGGCUCAACGUGUUUUUCUCUACAUACAACUGAACGAGGUUAUAAAGCUGCCAGAAACGCCAUAUUCAUUGGAGAUGCAUCUGUAUCAGUCUAAGAAUACUUUACAAAAAAUGCAGGAACGCUACACCACUGAAACCAUUAUUUACCAAAAUGAGUUUGAUAUGAAGAAACCAGUUUUUGCAUUGGGAAUCUUGCAGGAUAGCAUUGAUGAUAUGAACACUUUCAGCGACAAUCCGUUAAUCAUAACGCUCUACCAACGGAUUCCUCGCCAUCGCAAAGGUGAACUGAAGACCAUUGCGGAUAUGAAAAUAGAGCCUUCAACAAAGUUUAAGCGAGAAGUACCCUCUGAAAUUGGCGAUUCCGUGGAUCGAAAAAGUGCUGAACCACAGACAAGAGAAACGAUUUCAUCCGCAAUGGAACCUGGAAUUAUAAAGGAACUGUUAACAGAAGUCUCCAUGUCCACCUCCGCAGUCUUAAAAGAGGCAGUCGACGACGAAGGUGGCGAAGGGGAACUAGCACCAUUUGUAAAUGAGCGUCUCGAACUAAUUUCACGUGGGCACUGUGAUCUGUUAAAACUGUUCCACCGCAAGCGCUUCAUCAGCAACAUGGAUGUAUUGUUGUAUCCUCAGUAUCAGUACAAGCUAGAGUCGUUAACCGCUGAGAAAAUUACCACUACCACCAUUUGGCACAUGUACUCCAUACUGCCUAUGCUUAAGAAGUUCACUUUCACGAACCUGGCUUUCAUUACCUUGGAGUCCAUUUAUAAUGCGCCCAUGGAUAUGCAUGAUCGCGCCGCAAGUUUGGGCAUAUGUCUGUCAUUUCGAUCCACACAGCCCGACGAGAAUGGGAGCUAUAAGGUAGUGCCAUUUUGCAAUUACUACGGCUUCACCUCAAACAUUAUCAGUGACCAGAGCACCAAUGUCGUGUGGGAGACUAUUAAGCGCGAUUGCAAUCUGACCGACACCUUUAGCUUCAAUCAGAUGGACACGGGUUCACGCAUUAAACUGCCCCGUCUCUUCAAUCAUUUGCUGUACACGGAGAACGUUGAUUUUAAAAUUCCUGAUAUUGAUCCUGUGCUGGAUCUGGCACUGGUCAACAAUUCACUGCACCGAUAUGUGAUAGACAGCGAAAUGCGAGCCAUCCUUGAGGCAGCUGUGGUGCAUAACCACUUUGAGCUGCUUGUUCAAGUAUACAAUGAGUCGCCCCAGACGAUUAUCUAUGAGGGUACCAUUAAUUUGAGUGUCUUUGGCUAUCCCAACGUGAAUUCUGUCCGUUUUGCUACCGUAUUAACACCUGUUGUCAGUCGCUCAUCAAAGCAAAAGUCUCGUGGACCAUCAUUGCUACCGUCUCUGACGUAUCCUAUGUUCACCAUCAUCAAGAUAUGCUUUUUCCAGCCGAUAGCAAAGUAUAAUGAGCCCUUGGAUGUGUUUAACGAGAGCGAAAUGAAGUACGCCAAGCUACGACGCUGUUUUGACAUUGAGUUUCUGAAAGAGGAGGACGAUCGGGAUAUUGCUAAAGAGUUAUAUCGCGCUUUUGACGAUCUUAUCUCAGACAUUAUUGCCACAAUUGUAAAGCGCGACAUUCACGACAUAACCCAGCGCCGCGACUAUUUCUGCUGCCAGCUCGGAAAUCUCAUUAAUUUGCUCCUAAAGAUCUGCGGUGCCGAUUUCAAUGUGCGCAUGCGCACCAAAACCAAUAUUGAGUUCCGUGAAAUGUUGACGCACAUGUACAAAGAGCUCGUGCAACGCAUGUACGACUUGCUGAUGGCCUGUGGCAGGGAGAGUUUGAGCAACUGCAUCGUAAAUUAUGAGGCGGAACAGGUGCGCCUAAUACGCAUGCUGGAGGAAUAUCGUUUCAUGCAGAUUGUCGGCGACACCGACAUGGCCCAGUUGGCAUUCGAAGAGCUUAAAGUGAACAGUACCAAUAAGAUGAUCUUUGAGUUUUAUUUAUUCCUAAAUGAUGUGGAAACCUUAAAUUUUGAGAGUGCCUCCAAAUAUUUGGUGCAGGCCAAGGAUAACGAAUGGGAAGGCGAUUAUUUUGCCUCUUUGCUAAAGCUAUACAUCGACUACCAGAUGGAAAUGGAAUCAGAGGAGUUGGCUGGCGAGGCAUAUGCUAAUCUGAUAGAGCAGUUACGGAUCUUCACUACCAAGAACUCGUUGGAUCAAGACGCUUGGAUUCUGCUCUACUGCUACUACAAGAAUAACCAAUAUAUGCCGGGCAUGGAAUACACCCGUUGGAAAUACGAAAAUCUCUAUGAUAUACCGCGCAAGAAUAUGUCCCUUGCUCCGCGCUCCUUCUUCGAGCUCUACAUGCCCAUCGAUUGCGAGCUAAAGACGCCGCGUGCAAUAAAGUUUUAUAAGAUCUUCAAGCUAUUUGCACGUUUGGGGGCCUACGGUUUUGCUGAAGUUGUGUUCGCCGAAGUAGCCAACGAUUGUCCCGCGGUGGAGGCAUAUUUGGUCACCACAACGCUAAAGAUGUUGCAAGGCCACAUAGACAAUACCUUCAAGGUUCGCACUUUUCCCACAGACAACAGCAUUCGGGGCAAGAUGUUGCGCUACUACUUGGCCCACAUUAAUGGCAGCGUGGAAUAUGCGCGCGGGCGAUACGAUGAAGCCAUCAACCAAUACAAGCAACUGCUCAGUAUUACCGAACCGGAUAUACUAUUAAAUUUCUAUUUGAGCCUUUCCCGCUUGGGUCAGUUAAGCUUCAAUCGAGGCGAUUACCCGCUGGCAAAAAAGGCCUUUGCUAUGUGCCUAGGGCUGGACGGAUGGGAGAAGCAGUUUUCGGCCAAUUAUGGCAUGGGGCGCUCCCUCUACUAUAUGAAUCAGCUAGAGGAUGCCAUUGAGUACCUGGCUAACUGCACUCAUGCGGAAUACUUUGUGCCCGAUGUUUGGGGCUACUUGGCUGUCAUUAAUCUGCGUUUGAACAAAACAAAACGUGCGCUGGAUUGUUGGAAGAUGGCUAAGCAGUACCCAGAAAUGGCCAUUGCCGACAGCAUUUACGACGAGCUCAAUAAAAUCAAGUUCUCUGACAUCAGUUUAUUGGUGGACGAUGAUGGCAAUGAAGAUGAAUUUAUGGGUAAAAUGGAUUUUGGCAUUUAAAAAUUGUUGCUAUGUUAAAUACAAACUAUACAUUUGCACCUAA
Molecule: messenger RNA, 3334 nt
Organism: Scaptodrosophila lebanonensis
Lineage: Eukaryota; Metazoa; Arthropoda; Insecta; Diptera; Drosophilidae
Exons: 7
Coding region: 46-3291 (1081 amino acids)
Biological process (GO): cilium assembly; cilium movement
Cellular component (GO): extracellular exosome; motile cilium
Molecular function (GO): protein binding
Source: RefSeq, a predicted model, not a curated record